Molecule: messenger RNA, 1710 nt
Organism: Periophthalmus magnuspinnatus
Lineage: Eukaryota; Metazoa; Chordata; Actinopteri; Gobiiformes; Gobiidae
Product: serine/threonine-protein kinase MAK-like
Exons: 13
Coding region: 1-1710 (569 amino acids)
Biological process (GO): intracellular signal transduction; cilium assembly; intraciliary transport
Cellular component (GO): cilium; cytoplasm; nucleus
Molecular function (GO): ATP binding; protein serine/threonine kinase activity
Source: RefSeq, a predicted model, not a curated record
AUGAAUCGAUACACUACCCUAAAGCAACUUGGAGAUGGAACGUAUGGGAGUGUGUUACUGGGCAAAUGCAAUGAGACAGGAGAGCUUGUGGCUAUUAAGAGAAUGAAGAGGAAGUUUUUUUCUUGGGAAGAAUGUUUGAAUCUCAGAGAAGUGAAGUCUCUGAAGAAACUGAGCCACGCCAAUGUGGUCAAACUGAAGGAGGUGAUCAGGGAAAAUGACCAGCUCUACUUUGUGUUUGAAUACAUGAAGGAAAACCUCUAUCAGCUCAUGAAAGAAAGAGAAGAAAAGAUGUUUUCUGAGCAUGAGAUCAGAAAUAUAAUGUUUCAGGUGUUGACUGGUCUGGCUUUUGUGCAUAAACACGGUUAUUUCCACCGAGACAUGAAGCCAGAGAACCUGCUGUGUAUGGGCCCAGAGCUGGUGAAAAUCGCAGACUUUGGACUGGCUCGAGAAAUCCGCUCCCAGCCUCCAUACACUGACUAUGUCUCCACCAGAUGGUACCGUGCGCCAGAAGUCCUGCUCAAGUCCACAUCCUAUAACUCUCCAGUGGAUAUGUGGGCAGUAGGCUGUAUUAUGGCCGAACUCUAUACACUCAGACCUCUGUUCCCCGGAAACAGUGAAGUUGACGAGAUCUUUAAGAUCUGCCAGGUUCUGGGAACGCUGAAAAAGUCAGAUUGGCCUCAGGGGUAUAACCUGGCCUCCUCUAUGAACUUCCGUUUUCCUAAGUGUGUCCCUGCAAGCCUCCAUAGUCUGAUCCCAAAUGCCAGUGAUGAUGCCAUAGCUCUGAUGAGGGACCUGCUACAGUGGGACCCCGACAAGAGACCCAGCGCUCUGCAGGCUCUCAGAUACCCGUACUUCCAUGUGGGAGUUUCAAACGUUAAAGCCCAGUCGAAGUUUCUGGAAGAGAGUGUUCAGACUCUGUCUCUCUGUACGACCCGCCCGGACUCUUCUCACGACCAAGUUAAAUCUCCUAUAGAGACAGGAGAGUACAGCCCUCCUCCUCUACAGCCUCUCCACCCUCUGCACAUCAUACAACAAGAAACUUACAAAGAAGAGGAGCCACUCAGUCUAGUCAAAAACAGACAGCAACAGCUUGCUAAAGCAGUUCACACUGGAGCAAAGAACAGCGCCCCCAGUGCCCGAUCGGUGCGUCGCAGAUGGAGCCGAACUUCUUCUCGAUCAAUGGACAGCUUUGAUAACACAGACAAAAAAUCCACUACUAACUCUCGAAAAAACAGGAUGCUGGACAGACAGAUUUCGAGUGCAUCUAUAAAACAACAGACCAAUUCCCCAGUGAACAAAUCUGAGUUAACAGUUUUAUCGGCAAAGCAGCACUACCUGCGUCAGUCCAGAUACCUCCCCGGUGUAAACCCAAAAAGCAGUUCUAAAGAGAGACAGAAAUGCAACAAGAACCAGUUUGGAAGCCCCAGUUCAUGUAAAGCCAAGGGACAAGAAUCUGACUUCAGUAUAGUUGAUCUGUCUUUUGCCACCAACUUGAAAAAAGACUUGAUGUUAACAACAGCCAAAAAGGACAACUCAUACAAGCUAUUUAUCUCCAAUGAAGAUGAAAAUAGAUGGAACAGCAAAUCCUUCAGCAGUGAAACUCCAAAAUCAAAUCAUAUUUUGAAGUCUACAUUUGGUUGUAGCUCAAAUCUCGCCCCAGUGCACGGACGAGUGGACUGGACCGCCAAAUAUGGAGGAGGAUACCGAUAA